AUGAACAGAGGCUACUACCCUGCUGCCCAUGAGGUCGCCAUAUGUCAGCCCCUAAGUGAAAUUGACACUCGCAGCUUGACAGCCAAGCAAGUGCUCUUCUACUUCGGGGUGUUGACUCUCAUCCAGCCUCAUCUUCACCCUACGUUCGAGUAUUCCCAAGACUAUCCUGGGAAGUGGACUGCAAAGCUUUUCCUCUAUCGAGAAACGUUAAGCAUUCCGCGACUGCGGACGCAAAUGGCUGCCAAAGUCGAAAUCUGUCGUGUAGCUUUGUCGUUGCUGAAAUCUCGUUAUGCGGACUGGAGGGUUCCAGAUGAGCCGAAUUUGGCUUUGACCACACCAGAGUGGUUGUGGGUGGAGAUGCUGGAAGAAUAUGCACGUUCUAACAAGCUACCUGCCCCUGUUUUCACCAAAUACAUCCACAAGUACGGAUAUCGCUACGAGACAGGCGUUGGGACUGUGGCUUGCUGGGGAGUUCGCAAAUUCUACGAUACUGAAGCUCAAGCUGCCGAUGCGGCUGCUCAUCAGACCUUGUAUCUCUUGCUUACCGAAGGCUCUUCGGAUCUUUUCUCGCUGUCUUCGGCCUCUGAAGAAGGUAUCACGAUCAAACAGUCCUCUGAAGAUGCCACUUCUAUAGAGGAGAAAGAUAUAGUAAAGAGAGAUAAUGAUGUUUGCAACGAUGUAAACGUUGAUACAAGACAGAAUUUUCCUCAUGCCAACCAACCAACGAGCCGCGGAUCUCGCGCGGAGUCAUUUUGCCCAGAGUCAAUGGGGAAAAAACGACUCCACGACUUUAUGUCGAAUCUCGUUCCAGUCUCCAACGCUCGUAUCUCUACGGUUAGUGUGGGAAAAGAGCCCGAGCAGAAAAGUAAGUGGGGAGUGACUGUGAAUGAGCUAUUGAGUGAAACAAGAUCCCUGAAUGCAUGGAGUGAGAAAGUCAACAAGAUCUGCGAAAUCCUCCACCUCACUCCCAAAUUCACACUCGACUCCUCACCCAUCCAUCUUCCUACCUCAUGCAAAGCAGUCAAAUCCUACUCCAUCUGGGUCACAUUCCAAGACGACCCGUACCUUACGCGAGCCGGCGCCAUUGGCAAGGUGUAUGGGUUCUACGCGAGCGAAGAUGAAGCGAAAGAGGCAUGCUGCAAUCGCGUACACGAUUACCUGCUGAAUCUCGUCAAGGAAGACACAGCGUUUGAACAAGAGGAGCGCGAGUCGUAUGAGCUGAUUAGGAAUUUUGGGCAGAGUAAGAGGAGGAAAUUGGAGAGGAUGGGGUAUGCGGUAUGUCGGUAAAGCAGGGUUCGAUAGAAGGGGCGAUAGCGUUGCUUAUUGGCUGGGCAACUUCUGCCUUUUAGUUUGGUCGUGAGUUCAUCCGGAGUACUUUGACAAGGCAUAUUACAAUUCUUCGAUAUUACUGUAUACUCCUUUUAUCUUAAAUCAAACAAAGAAAUGCUU
Molecule: messenger RNA, 1449 nt
Organism: Talaromyces proteolyticus
Lineage: Eukaryota; Fungi; Ascomycota; Eurotiomycetes; Eurotiales; Trichocomaceae
Exons: 3
Coding region: 1-1287 (428 amino acids)
Source: RefSeq, a predicted model, not a curated record